GAGACGCUAGCUGAAGCUAGCUGGCUAGCAGGUCACGUUAGCUAGCUAAACAUCACAGAGCGAGCGAUGGCGUCCCUCGCGAUGGACACCACGUAAAUACACAACGACGCAUACGGUACGGUCGGUGUGUCCUCGUGUGUCGUUAACGGUGCUUUGCAGGAGUAGCGUGCAGAACAACAACAACAGCAGCAGCGUGUCGUUAUGGCGACCGGGAGCGGCGGCAGCUUAGCGUCAAACCAUGACGGGCAGGAGGCAGCCUCCAACCAGCCGGUUCAGCCGGUUCAGUCGGUUCAGUCUGGCGCUGCAGCGAUAGCGGUGCUGCUCUCCAACGUGCCAGCCUCCGGCUCCGGUCCCUCCGGUCCCUCCGGUCCCCGGUCCGCCUCCCCGCCGCCGGUCCUCGGCUUGCACCGGGAGCCCAUGUACAACUGGCAGGCGACGAAGAGCUCCCUGAAGGAGCGCUUCGCUUUCCUCUUCAACAACGAGCUGCUCAGCGACGUCAGGUUCAUCGUGGGGAAGGGCAGGCAGGCCCAGAGGAUACCGGCCCACCGGUUCGUCCUGGCGGCCGGCAGCGCCGUGUUUGAUGCCAUGUUCAACGGAGGCAUGGCCACGACCUCGGCGGAGAUAGAGCUGCCCGAUGUGGAGCCUGCAGCCUUCCUCGCACUGCUCAGGUUCUUGUAUUCUGACGAGGUCCACAUUGGUCCGGAGACUGUGAUGACGACUCUGUACACGGCUAAGAAGUACGCGGUCCCCGCUCUGGAGAGUCACUGUGUGGAGUUCCUCACCAAGCACCUCCGAGCCGACAACGCGUUCAUGCUCCUCACUCAGGCAAGGUUAUUUGAUGAGCCUCAACUUGCCAGUCUCUGCCUAGACACCAUAGACAAAAGCACUGCAGACGCAAUAAACGCUGAGGGCUUCACAGAUAUUGACCUCGACACCUUAUGUGCAGUGCUACAAAGAGACACACUCAGCAUCAGGGAGAACCGCUUAUUUGGGGCGGUGGUACGCUGGGCAGAGGCCGAGUGUUACAGACAACAGCUUCCCCCGACCUCGGAGAACAAACAGAAGGUUCUGGGGAAAGCGCUCCCGCUCAUCCGCUUCCCGCUCAUGACUGUUGAGGAGUUUGCUGCAGGGCCUGCCCAGUCUGGAAUAUUGUUCGAUCGGGAGGUGGUAAAUCUGUUUUUACACUUUACAGUAAACCCCAAACCACGGGUCGACUACAUCGACAGGCCGCGCUGCUGCCUCAGGGGGGAGGAGUGCAGCAUUAAUAGAUUCCAGCAGGUUGAGAGUCGAUGGGGGUACAGUGGUACCAGCGACAGAAUCAGAUUCAAUGUUAACAAAAGAAUAUCCAUAGUGGGUUUUGGCUUGUAUGGUUCAAUACAUGGACCGACUGACUAUCAGGUCAACAUACAGAUCUUAGAGAGCGACAAACGCAUUACACUGGGGUCGAACGACACAGGCUUCAACUGUGACGGCACAGCAAACACGUUCAGAGUGAUGUUCAAAGAGCCUGUGGAAAUCCUCCCCAAUGUCAGCUACACUGCAUGUGCCACCUUAAAGGGCCCAGACUCCCAUUAUGGCACAAAAGGGUUGAAGAAAGUGACCCAGGAAACAGUUACGGGGUCCAAGACGACAUUUUUGUUUUUUAGCUCACCAGGAAAUAACAACGGUACAUCAGUGGAGGACGGGCAGAUACCAGAGAUCAUCUACUACAACUAGACUGAACACGGUGUCAUGCAGGUACACUGAACCAGAGAGACCUCAGACUGCCACGAAGACUGGACUGCUGGACAUAAAUGUAGUGCCUCAUGACCCCUUGGAAUAACGAAUGUGUGUGUUUGAGAGAGAGAGUGUGUGUAUAUAUGCUGUAUGUGCGUUAUCUGUCUAUACAAUAGUGGUGUACAGACAUGAUCAAGAAUGUGGAAACAAGUGUGAAAAACAGCUUUUUGGGUAUAAACUGUAUCAUCAGUUGUAAAUGAUGUGAAUACUGAUGUCCUGUCUGUGUGUUGUUAUCAGUCAGCUGCCAGUGCAGGGGUUCAUCCUGCACCAGUGAAACUAGAGAGACAGCUACCAUUUGUUGGUCGGCACCAUUUCAUUUUAUUCUCUCAGUUUUUGCUGAUGCAUUUACCGGAAGUAUAAUAUUUGCAUAUUUUUUAUUGUGCACUGUUCUCAUUUAUUCAGCAGGUGUCUUCAAGUACUUUGUUUUUGCAUUGUAUGAAGGAUCCAUGUGUGUUAUGUAACUUCGCCAGUGGUACAUGCUGUAAUUUAUGACUUCAUGUUUGCUUAGCACUUCAUUAAAAUGAGAAAAGAACACUAGAAGAGCGCUCCAGGACUUAUGUAUAUGGAAAAAAAGGUCUAUUUUUUGGCUUUUUGGCAAUAAAAUGUGGUAAGAUUGUUUCCUUUGAUAAACUCCAGAUGAAGUUGG
Sebastes umbrosus (honeycomb rockfish) is the source of this 2422-nucleotide messenger RNA. RefSeq names its product BTB/POZ domain-containing protein 1-like. Bases 202 to 1716 code for a protein of 504 amino acids. Gene Ontology annotation, biological process: neurogenesis. Lineage: Eukaryota; Metazoa; Chordata; Actinopteri; Perciformes; Sebastidae. The record is from RefSeq and is a predicted model, not a curated record. The transcript is spliced from 8 exons. Gene Ontology annotation, cellular component: P-body; cytosol. Gene Ontology annotation, molecular function: protein binding.